Messenger RNA from Culex quinquefasciatus (southern house mosquito), 3148 nucleotides. It is a transcript of the gene fzr, whose product is annotated as fizzy-related protein homolog. The transcript is spliced from 6 exons. Gene Ontology annotation, cellular component: anaphase-promoting complex. Bases 635 to 2062 code for a protein of 475 amino acids. Gene Ontology annotation, biological process: positive regulation of ubiquitin protein ligase activity; anaphase-promoting complex-dependent catabolic process; positive regulation of anaphase-promoting complex-dependent catabolic process. The record is from RefSeq and is a predicted model, not a curated record. NCBI's taxonomy places the organism in Eukaryota, Metazoa, Arthropoda, Insecta, Diptera, Culicidae. Gene Ontology annotation, molecular function: anaphase-promoting complex binding; protein binding; ubiquitin ligase activator activity.
GAACGAAAAGAAAGACAGGAAAAAAAACGGUAGACGUGUGCGAGGUUGCAUUUGCUGACUCGGUGGGCAGAAGAAAAUUGCGUUUUUCGCAGCGAAAUCGGUUCCGUUUCCGGCGUAACUUGGUGUGACCGCGUACUUCCGGCCCCGGGCAGUGACGAGUGCGUGAAAUUCCGGUGAAAAACGGUGCGGAAAGGUACGAAAAGUGUCGCCAAAGUGCAGAAGGUUGCUCUCGUCUGUGCUGAAUUUCGGAGAGUCAGCGAAGUAAGUGUGAUUUGAACGAGUCGGAAGCCGGAACAACCUACGGAAGAAAACAGCCGGAAUAAUUCUUGCCUUAAAUCAGUGCUCGACAGUAACUAAAAGUGAGAUCCUCCUACGCCGGCUACGCCCCCACCAUACGCGCACAUGUAUGUACGAAUCUGGCCAGUUCCCGGAGGUCGGCCACUGCAGUGAUAUCUUGCGGUCAUCAAUAAAAUACGCCCGUGCGGUUUUAGGAAGAAGUUUUGAUAAACCACACACAGUGCCAGUGCCAGUGCUCGUCGUGGAAGCCAAGUCGAAAUCGUUCAAGUGAGUCGUGCUAAGUGAAGAAGUGAAGACUUCCCCCCGUGGUGUGUGUGUGUGUGCGCGCGCGUGUAAAAUGUUCAGCCCGGACUAUGAGAAACGGAUUCUGAAGCACUGCAGUCCGGUAGCGCGUAGUCUCUUCAACGGCGGCGAAUCCUCCUCGUCGCUGGACCGGUUCAUCCCGUGCCGAGCAAACAACAACUGGCAGACCAACUUUGCCUCGCUCAGCACCAAAUCGAACGAAAACUCGCCCCAGUCGAGCAAAAAGCAGCGCGACUGUGGGGAAACCGCCCGCGAUAGUGUCGCGUACAGUUGCCUGCUCAAGAAUGAGCUGCUCGGCACCGGCAUCGAGGACGUCAAAUCCGUCGCCGAGGACAAGAUCGGGCUGCUGUCCAACAGCAACCGGCCCGGCCUGUUCAAGUACCAGUCGCCGACGAAGCAGGACUACAACGAGCAGUGCCCGUACUCGCUGUCUCCGGUUAGCAUCAAGAGCCAAAAGUUGCUGCGCUCACCGCGCAAGGCCACACGCAAGAUCUCGAAGAUCCCGUUCAAGGUGCUGGACGCGCCCGAACUGCAGGACGAUUUCUACCUGAACCUGGUGGACUGGUCGGCGCAGAACGUGCUGGCGGUGGGGCUGGGCAGCUGCGUGUACCUGUGGAGUGCCUGCACCAGUCAGGUUACCCGGCUGUGCGAUCUCAGCUCGGACGCCAACACCGUCACGUCGGUCUCGUGGAGCGAACGGGGGCACCAGCUGGCCGUCGGAACGCACCAUGGCUAUGUCACCGUGUGGGACGUGGCCGCCAGUAAGCAGGUCAACAAGCUGCAGGGUCACUCGGCCCGCGUCGGAGCGCUAGCCUGGAACGGAGACGUCCUCUCGAGCGGGUCUCGGGAUCGCCUGAUUAUGCAGCGGGACACGCGCACCCCGGCCCAGGUCUCCGAGCGACGUCUCGUUGGCCACCGGCAGGAGGUGUGCGGCCUCAAGUGGUCCCCGGACAAUCAGUACCUGGCGAGCGGGGGCAACGACAACCGCCUGUACGUGUGGAACCAGCACUCGUCCAACCCGGUCCAGUCGUACUCGGAGCACAUGGCCGCGGUGAAAGCGAUCGCGUGGUCACCCCACCAUCACGGACUGCUCGCGAGCGGAGGCGGUACGGCAGAUCGUUGUAUUCGCUUCUGGAACACGCUCACCGGCCAGCCGAUGCAGUGCGUCGACACCGGAUCGCAGGUUUGUAAUUUGGCCUGGUCCAAGCACUCGUCCGAGCUGGUGUCCACCCACGGUUACUCCCAGAAUCAGAUCCUCGUGUGGAAGUACCCGUCGCUAACGCAGGUCGCCAAACUGACCGGCCACUCGUACCGAGUGUUGUACCUGGCACUGAGCCCCGACGGGGAAGCCAUCGUAACCGGGGCCGGGGACGAAACGUUACGCUUCUGGAACGUGUUCAGCAAAGCCCGCAGCCAAAAGGAGAACAAAAGCGUCCUCAAUCUGUUCACCAACAUUCGAUAGAUGUGCGCGCGCGUUCGCCACCAACGAUGCUUCCAAGUUACUAAUUUAUUACCAUCCCACACGCCCUUUUUACGUGCGCGCGCUCUAGUGUAUAUUUUUGUAGUUAUAUUAUUAUUUUUUUCUUUUAGAAGAAAUAGAAUCAGAAUUCAGAGUAGAGAUUUAUAUUUGUGCAGCAAUGAGAGCGGAUCGAGAGUGGUUUGAUAUUUUGAAUUGAUUUAAAACACACAAACACAGUUUUUGAAGCGGAAGAAAUUAUGCUUUCGACCGCACCAGCAAAAAAAAAAAGUCGUGAGUUUUAUAUUUUGCUAAUUGAAUAAAAAAAAAAGUUUGUUUUGAUUAGUUUUUAAGAAUUUGCUCGUUUCUCUUGCAAAACUGUGGCCGAACAAGAACUUGAACUGCUUCCCCAGUCAUCCAUCGUCACUGUGAUCGAUCGGGGGAACAGUUUGACCGGUUCGGCCGAAAGCAGGUUCGCAAUAUCCGAGUGGAUGCGGUACUGAUUUGUUUUCAAAACAAAAUAUAUAGAUAAUAUAAAUAUUUAAACGUAAGAUUCGAUUAAGUGCACACUAUGUUUAAUUAGCCCAAUAAUUCAAAAUUUUACACUUUCAUUAUUUCUCUUGCAUGAGGCUCGAAUUUGUUUCACCUGCGUGUACCUCACCUUGCCAGUAAACGAAUUCGCAAAGCCUCGUGAUCUCAGUCCUCGUAAAAUUUCCUUACUUCUUAUUUCUAAAUUAUACUUGCAUGCAGUUGAAGAAUUUUCCAACCGAUUUUUACUAGUUAAAUCCAACUAGGCAAACAUCGGACGCACAAUUCUUCUAUUGAUGUGUUUUAAAAAACUUAUUCGUACUGGUGUUAGUCAUAACUUUAUUUCCCACUUUGUAAAUAGUAUUGUUAGGUUUGCCCCUUCAGCGCAAUUGUUUGUGUCUUUUCCUUGCUCUUAAUAUAAAUUUGUAGCCACAGCCAGAGGUUGCUCGCACUAACAAUGUUUGUAUGCCUACUCGAAAAAAAAUGGGAUACCUUUACACGAAAACGUUCAAUUUAUUGUAAUUGUUUCGGAAGUGCAUGUGAGAAUACAUUAUAUGGAAAUCA